This is a messenger RNA of Aspergillus thermomutatus, 1545 nucleotides long. RefSeq lists its product as uncharacterized. The transcript is spliced from 6 exons. The record is from RefSeq and is a predicted model, not a curated record. Bases 1 to 1545 code for a protein of 514 amino acids. Gene Ontology annotation, molecular function: transmembrane transporter activity. Gene Ontology annotation, biological process: transmembrane transport. Lineage: Eukaryota; Fungi; Ascomycota; Eurotiomycetes; Eurotiales; Aspergillaceae.
AUGGAGGAAAAAGCUAAGUUCGAAUUUGCGGAGGAGGUCGAGUCUCAGCCUCCUGACGCUGGCAUUGUGCUGGUUGACACCUUUGGUGAAAUCCAGCGGCUUCCUAUUCCUAGCAAGGAUCCCAAUGAUCCUUUGAACUUUACCUACUGGGAAAAAUUGGGUGUUAUUGUCAGCUGUUGCUGGUUCUCCAUCAUGUCCCUGUCGGUAGUCGGAGGAUUGGGUGCCAUCCUCGGCGUUUUCUUUGAGCUCUAUAUUCCACAGGGACACAGUUCCAAUGAGGUUGUCUGGCUUUCGACAUUUCCAUCGCUCUUCGUCGGAGUCGGAAAUUACAUCGUCUUGCCUCUUGGUUUAGUGUAUGGACGUCGUCCUGCCGCCAUCAUCUCGAUCGUCGUACUUCUAGGGGCAACCAUCGGUUGUGCUUUGUCUCAGAGCUGGGAGCAGCAUUUGGGUUUACGUAUCUUACAGGGCCUUGCCUCUGGUGCAACAGAAUCGCUUCUUCCACUCAUGCUGGCCGAAGUGACAUUUGUUCACCAACGUGGCCUGGUGUAUGGUCUCUAUUGGGCUACACAGAAUACCAUAACUAGCUGCCUCAAUUUGGCAAGCUCAUAUGAGGCUGCCGCAUUGGGUUGGCGCUGGUUCUACUGGGUUUACGUGAUUGCUGUUGCAGUCGGAAUGCUCAUCGUGAUCUUUGGCUGCUUUGAGACCAGAUACCAACGCCAAGCCCAAUUUGUCAACGGCCGCGUCGUGGUGACAGAUCAAUUCGGAGUGACCCAGGUGCUCAGCGGGGAAGAAGCAGAAACAUACCUUGCCGCUAAUAGUACGAAUGAGAGCGAGGAUGUCGCAGAGGAGUCUCGCCCCAAGAAGACUUAUUUGCAGAUGCUCGCUCCUAUUUCUCGCUCAGCCCCCAACCCGGCUCGGACAGUGUUGAAGUCCUGGUUUCAUAUGUUCGAGGUUUUCAGUUCUCCUGGCAUUCUUUACGCCACCCUCCUGUCAUCUGUGGUUUAUGGCUGGCCAGCCAAGAACAUCGGCUUGAUCAACUUGGGAGGGGUUUUUGGCGGCUUUGGCGGCAUGCUUUAUGCAGGCUUCUUUGGCGACUGGUUUAUUGUAUGGAUGGCCAAGCGAUCCGGAGGCAUCCAUACCCCUGAGCAUCGACUGCUACUCCUUAUCUUCCCAGGCAUUCUCGCUGUGGUAGCACUGAUACUUUAUGGCUUCACUGCGGACGGCACGGCCACUUGGGGAGGCCCCUUCAUGGGAUGGACUCUCUUCCAGGUCGCAUUUGUCUCUGUGCUAAUCCUAUCCACUUCGUUCGCUGCUGAAGCAUGGGAGAAGAAUCCAGGUCCAGCUCUCGUCGCGGUCGUGGGAACGAAGAACAUCAUCGCGUUCAGUAUCAGUUACGGAUUGAUCCCUAUGGUCCAGGAGUACAGCUACGCUGCCGCAAUGGGAAUUCUGGCUGGAGUUACCGGUGGCAUUUUCUUGCUUGGUGUUCCGGUCUAUCUGCUCAACCCUGCCUGGCGGCGGUACAUGAAACGGCGUGAGUCGAAGUAA